AUGCAGACUGUUCCAGCAGCUGUGCCAGAGUUCAUCCGAGACCCGAAAUCGACAGUGGAGAUUGUAGAGAACAUCACGCUUGUAGGAGGGUUGAUAACGGGCGACGUGCAACAAGAUGCGCAAGAGAAGAAGAGCGAUCUGAAGAACAUCAGGACGAAGGCAUUGGUUGUGAAAGAGCCUAAGGCAGAUUUUGAGAUGCAAGAUGUGAUAUUGGAUGGAAUACGCGAGAACGAGCCCUGGUAG
Didymosphaeria variabile is the source of this 243-nucleotide messenger RNA. RefSeq lists its product as uncharacterized. The transcript has a single exon. Bases 1 to 243 code for a protein of 80 amino acids. NCBI's taxonomy places the organism in Eukaryota, Fungi, Ascomycota, Dothideomycetes, Pleosporales, Didymosphaeriaceae. The record is from RefSeq and is a predicted model, not a curated record.